AUGUCUAUACAGUUACCGAAGACUAGGGUGCCUAGUGGGCAUGGCUCAGGUGCAGGACAUGGAUCAGGAUCUGGAGGAAGAGCUUCAUCCAUCCACAACAUUUCCAACAAAGGUAGACAAAUACUGAAGAGAAUUAACUCAGGAUCAUCGGCACAGGGAGGAAGGAUAGUCAGUGGACGUGGUGAGCUUUUCAGAUCUGGUGGACCAGACUUGGAAGAUGCUAUACACUUCGAUGAGAACAAGAAGACCAUCUUGUCUAAUUUUGAAGAAUGGAUAAAAUUGUCCACAGAUAACAAAAUUACUAGUAAAAACUCAUGGCAAAUUGCUCUUAUUGAUUAUUUCAAAGAUCUAAAUGUCAUUAAGGAUGGAGAAAACAUCAAUUUCCAGAGAGCUAGUGCCACCUUGGAUGGGUGUGUGAAGAUUUAUCUGAGCAGAGUUGAGAGUGUUGCCACGGAAACAGGGAAAUUGUUAAGUGGGUUGAGUAAAAAGAAAGGAGAGGAUGAAGCUGCAGAUGGUGAUGGAGAAAGUGGUGACGAUGAGGAUGGUGAUGAUGGUGAAGGGACCAACGGAGCCAACGGUGACGCUGCUCUGGGAGAAGUUGGCUUGGAUGGAAGAAAGAAAAGGAAAAUGAAUCGAGUCUUGGAAUCCACUAUAGUUGAUUUUGAAACGAUCAGAGUUAAGAAAUUGGACCAAGAGUUGGCCAUAGAUCCUUUAUUCAAAAAGGCAUUGGCAGAAUUUGAUGAAGGUGGUGCCAAGAGCUUGUUGUUGAAUACUUUAAGCGUUGAUCUGAGCGGGAGGGUGGUGUUUGAUGCUGUGAGAGAAGGAAGUAAUACAUCGGAUAAAGAUGGAGAAACUGAAGCUGAAGCUGAAGGUAUGAUGGAAGACGUAGAAACCGUGCAAAAAAGCCGACCCAUAUACUCCAACAAUCCUAUAGAUAUAAAUUCCCUUUCUAAGUUUAUUUUCAAUGACGAUACGCAAGAUUUUGACAAUCUUGCUAUUUGUCCCUCGUUGGGCGAGUUAGAAUUGGUACUUUCAGACAUAAAUAAAGCUAAAAAGGUUCUAGGUGAUGUCAACAAUCGAUUCUUAGAUGACGAGACAAAUGAGAGAAGAUCUAGAGAACAGCUGCCAUUUGUAUUUCCAGGGUAUGAUUUUGAUGAUGAUGCAGAUCUUGGUCCUGGAGAUGAAGAUAACGAUCUUUCUAACCAUUUCGAUGAAACCAUUGUAAGGCUGGUUCUUUACAAAGAUGAUGAUGAAAAUCGCGAGAAUGGUGGGCAACAAGACGAAGAAAACUUUGAAUAUGAAGAGAAGACUGUGCUUGACAGAGACUUGAUGGCAUAUUUUGAUGACAACAUGAAGAACAAUUGGAGAGGGCCUGAGCAUUGGAAAGUUGCCAAUAUCAGAAAGAAAAUGGAUAUUAUUCCAGGACAAGCUCCGAAUUUGAGUCAGAAUCCAGGACUGGUUGUUGGUGCUAAGGCAGUCGAGAAGAAAAAGAAUCUCGAAAUUGACUUUUUCCAGCAACAAGAUGACGAAUUGGAAGAAAAACUAUUCGAGUUACCCAAAAAUAUUCUUAGUACAACGCUCAGACCGGAACAAAGAGUUAAUGAGAACCAUAAUAGGCUACCAGAGGAUAUUCAGUACAAUUCUCUGAGGUUGACGAAUUUAUUCCUCAAGAAGCAAAAUACCGUAAUGCAAUUUGUAAGAAAGGAAAAGAAGCAAGGAAGUGAUGUAUUAACUGAUGAAAAUUUCUUUUCUGAAAAGUAUAAGGAGGCGGAAAAUGAACAACAAAAUGAAGCUCGGAAUGAUGAAAAAGAUAAUCCAUUUUAUGACGAUGGUGACGAUGACUAUGGCGGGAUUGACUUUAAUGAUGCCAUAAGUUUAGCACAGGGUAAUGAUGAAGAAGGGGGAGUAAUUAAAAAGGAAAAUACCCCAGAGACACAACAAUUGAUAGGUGGAGGAAGAAAAGGUAGACCAGAAUAUGUAAACUUCUCAAGAAUUGCCAAGAGGGUUGAUGUCAGGUUGUUGAAGGACAAUUUAUGGAGAGCCAUAAAGAAGGAGAGCCCAGAAGAGGAGAAAACAACAGGAAUGGAAGAAGAGGAUGAUGUGGAAGACAAGACUAAAAAUGAAAAUGAAACAGAAAACACAAAUGAAAACAAACCUGAUCCUAAUCUUGAUACAGAGAAAGCGGAUAUCAAGCAGUUUUCGGAUGUCAUUUCUUCUAUAGGUGGAAUGUAUGCUUCAGAACAGAAGAAAGACCUUAGUACCAGUUUUUGUUUCAUUUGUUUAUUGCAUUUAGCGAAUGAGCAUGGAUUAAGCAUUUCAUCCAACGACAACAAUGACAAUCUACAGAUUAAGGGAUUUUAG
Molecule: messenger RNA, 2361 nt
Organism: Dujonia railenensis
Lineage: Eukaryota; Fungi; Ascomycota; Pichiomycetes; Serinales; Debaryomycetaceae
Source: the annotation of a GenBank genome assembly